Ruditapes philippinarum (Manila clam) is the source of this 2584-nucleotide messenger RNA. RefSeq lists its product as uncharacterized. The transcript has 2 exons. The record is from RefSeq and is a predicted model, not a curated record. Bases 342 to 2204 code for a protein of 620 amino acids. Lineage: Eukaryota; Metazoa; Mollusca; Bivalvia; Venerida; Veneridae.
AUAGAAUAUUAAACACUGAAAUGGAUCACAACACAUGACAAAAAUUCACUUAGCUGCGUCAUAUGAAAAUGUAAUCUAGACAUAUAGAACGGAUUAAAAGAUCGCCGAAUUGCCUUUAAUGAUUUGAUAAAAUUUGGAACAUCCACAAAUGGGUCUAUGGUGGGCAUCAAGAUCACUCUGUGAUCUCUUAUUUCAAAUUGUUUGUGUCAAUGAAAUCUAGGUCAAUUUCGAAACUGGAUCAUACUUGGUCACUAGUACAAAUCUUUCGAAACCAUUAUUAACACAUGUUUAGCAAUGUAAGUAUUUAUAAAUAGCUCUUGUUUAAACUUAUUCACAGGUAUAUGGAGAGAAAGAAAGAACAAGGGAUAAGCAUCCAAAGUUCAACACCUAGUACAAAGGCUAAACCUCAAACUAGGAACAUUAUUGAAACAAGAAGGGAGUACAAUAGACAAAAGAAAAGAAAAGAAAGACAGGAAAUGUCGUGGCAAAAAAAGAUGUGGAUUAGAAAGAAGGACAGAGAAAGAAAAAAGAUAAAUAGAAAAGAAGCAGCGAAACUAAAGGAAAUUUUAUCAACAUCAACAGGAAGUCCGUUUGCGUCUAAAAAAACAGAGUACAAUAUAACAUCAAAAGUAAGGAAAAGUAUACCUAAAUCACCAACAAAAUUUGCGAAAGUUGUGGAUAAUUUGCUGUCCAAAGCAUCACCAAGGAAAGUCGAAGCUCUAAAACAGCUGAAAAUUUCAAAGUCAACUACAAGUGUGCAAUAUGCCAGAAAGGUACUAGCUAUUAAACAGACUGAUGUUGAAAAGUUCGAAGGCUUCUUCUGUCAUUCAAGGCAACAAGCAGGCAUGCUUGAAGGAGUUCUUAAGAGACCAGUUCAAGCAAUUAGCUAUUUCCAACACAUUCACACAGCACAUUGGCAAAUUGCUCAGUUCAAUCAAAUCAAGAAUCAACUUCCCACUUGUGACAUUUUACAAGUCAUGGACUUUGCAAAGAAUAGAGAAAUCAAAUAUCAAGAUGAAAUCAAGGGAGCAUUCUAUACAGCUGGCCAAAUUACAAUGCACCCAAUCAUCACAUUUUACAAGGCAGACACUGGUUUAGUAAGAAAUUCAAGUAUAGUGAUCUCAGAGGAUAACGGCCAUGAUUAUUAUGCAGUUCAGCAUUUUCAGGAGAUAGUUGAUAUUGAACUUGAAGAGAAACUUGGAGGCUGCAAACCAAACAGGAAAGUCAUCUUUAGCGAUGGAUGUAGCUGUCAGUAUAAGUCCAAGGGACCGUUUGCUGAAUUGGCAGAUUCAAGUGAUGUUAUCAAUCGAAAUUACUAUGGUUCUGAACACGGAAAAAGUGAAUGUGACGCUGAAACCGGUGUUGUGAAUCGGUGUAUUGACAGAGCUAUUGUAGCUAAUCAGACGGUUAUAAAUGAUGCAGAAGAUCUGUACCAAUACUGUAAGAAAAAUUUAGAAUCAGACUCGCCGUUUUCAAAAAGAACAUUUCAUUUAGUGAAAUUAGGGGAAAUAGACAGAGAGAGACCUGGUAUAAUGAAAGCACAGACUGUGCAGGACACUAGAAAAAUCCACCAAGUAUUGAAUCUUCAAACCAGAAACACUUUCAAGGCUCGAAAUCUGUCGUGUUUUUGCAUAAAGUGUGAAGCUGGCAACCCUGAUUGUUUGAAUUCAAAGUAUGUGAACUCGUAUAAAGAGACGACCCUCGUAGAACAAACAAAGUCAAGUAAAACUCAAGCAGGUGAUGAAUCAAAGAAGUCCACAUCAGAGAAACCAAAGGCAGGUAAAACAAGACAAUCAGAAGAAAACCCAAAGCAAGGUAAAACAGUGAAACAAUCAGAAGAAAAACCACAGACAGGUAAAACAAGACAAUCAGAAGAAAAACCAAAGAAAGGUGAAACAGUGAAACAAUCAGAAGAAAAACCACAGACAGGUAAAACAAGACAAUCAGAAGAAAAACCAAAGAAAGGUAAAACAGUGAAACAAUCAGACGAAAAACCACAGACAGGUAAAACAAGAGGACGAUCAGAAACAUCAAAUGCAGAAAAUGAACGUCAGCAGUAUUUCAGUUCAUUAUUAACCAUAAUGGAACUAUCAGGAUCAGAAGGAUUUGCAAAACUGAAAGAAGUAAGCUCAGCCCUUCAUACUGAAACAAGAUAUGUUUGUAAAACAUGUUUGCCCCCUAUCGGCAGCCAAUUAGUCAUGUGAUCAGGUUAUUAUGCAUGACUUCUGACCCAGUGAACAAACAAUUAAUAAGGGUUAUCUAGUAUCUACUGGUCAUGACUAGUCACAAGGUAAUACUUAUUAUGACCCCAUAGGUUGUGUGCAGCAAUUUAAGUUAUUUCAAAUCUUACCAAAUAAUAUAUGCAUAAAUUUUAUGAAUCAUGACAGCCAAGUUGUUAUAUUACAUAAGACCUUCAAAUGUGUAUACCAAAAGCAUUUUAGUUUAAUAUAAAAAUAUCAACCAAGACAACUUGAGUUGUUGAGUUAUUGGUCAGAAACCGUCAUUAAGUACAAGGUCAAUGUGACCUUGACCUUGGAACCCUUGACCCCAAAAUCAAUAGGGGUCAUCUGCUGGCAAUGACCAA